AUGAAAUCAUAUUCUGUUCGACUAAUUCCUGUUUGCUUAAAGAAAAUUAUGAAAAUGAAUGCAUCAGUCAUAGCCGAGAAGAAGAGCAUAAUCGAAGGCCAGGCUGAAAUACGUGUGUCAUCACAGAAAGUAUUUUACAACCCUGUACAAGAGUUUAACAGGGAUUUAAGUAUUGCUGUACUCAGUGUGUUUCUUGAUGAUUUUAAAAAAUCAUUUAUUGAAAAAGCUCAGAAAAAAGCUAAAAGGCUAACUGCAGAAGGUAUUGAACCUGAAAAGACCAUUGAGGUUCCUAUAACAAUUUUAGAAGCCCUAUCAGCCACCGGCUUACGAAGCAUAAGGUAUGCUAAAGAAGUACCAAAUGUUACUAAAAUUAUUGCCAAUGAUUUAUCUGAGCAAGCUGUUGAAACUAUUAAGGAGAACAUUGUGUAUAAUGGGGUUGAAAACUUUAUUGAUACCAAUCAUGAUGAUGCAUGCAUGCUGAUGUACAAGCACAAAUUUCAUUCUAAAAGAUUCACAGCUAUUGAUCUUGAUCCAUAUGGCUGUCCAUCAAUAUUCUUGGACUCAGCAGUACAAAGUGUUCAAGAUGGUGGUUUAUUACUUGUCACUGCAACGGACAUGGCAGUGCUGGCUGGAAAUUCACCAGAAACAUGCUAUUGUAAAUACGGAGCUGUAAGCCUUAAAACUAGAAGUUGUCAUGAAAUGGCAUUAAGAAUAUUGCUUCAAUGUAUAGAGCAUCAUGCUAAUAGAUACAGCAGAUUUAUAGAACCCAUACUCAGUAUAUCAGCAGAUUUCUAUAUACGAGUUUUUGUCAAGAUUCACUCUGGUGCAUUCCAUUGUAAGAAAACAACAAGCAAAUUAUCAAUGGUGUACCAGUGCGUGGGUUGUGACAAUUUAACACUUCAGCCUUUGGGUGCGUUUAAAGCUAAUCCGACUGAGAAAAAUCCAGGUCAAAUAAAGAGUUGCUUACCACUUGUACCACCAGUUGGAGAAUUCUGUGUUCAUUGCAACCAUAGACACCAUCUAGGCGGUCCAAUAUGGUCUGCACCUAUUCACAACAUAGAGUUUGUUAAUCGUCUUUUAAACCAUGUUGAAGAGAAUUCACACAAAUUCGGAACAGCAAAACGAAUAAUCGGCGUGUUGUCUAUGGUCCAGGAAGAACUGCAGGAUGUUCCAUUAUACUAUAUAGUUGAUAAACUCUUUGGUCGAGUUCAUUUGGAGACUAUGCCUAUGUUGCAGUUGAGAUCUGCAAUUCUUAAUGCUGGAUAUCAAGUAUCCUUCUCCCAUGCUUCGAAAUUAUCUAUAAAGACUAAUGCGCCGGCGCAACUUAUAUGGGAUAUUAUCAGAACUUGGGAGAAGACACACCCCAUUAAACAGAAUAAAUUGGAGACAGAUGAAGCAGCUAAGUAUAUUUUAAGUCAAGAAAUUAAGAAUAACAUAGAUUUGACAGAACGAGCAGAUGCAAAUCCAAAUAGUAGACGGAAUGGCGCCUUACGGUUCCAAUUCAACCCUACACCGUACUGGGGCCCUGGCUCUAGAGCCUCUAUCAACGUAAGUGAAGGCAAGAUGCAUAAAGCAGCAAAAAAUCAGAAUAAGAAACGUAAAAAGCAAGAAAAAAGAGAACAUUCUCCACAGAGUGAUAAUGUCGAACGAAAAAAACAGCACGUUAGUGACAAAAUUACAGUUGAAUAA
This is a messenger RNA of Leptosia nina, 1689 nucleotides long. Lineage: Eukaryota; Metazoa; Arthropoda; Insecta; Lepidoptera; Pieridae. The record is from the annotation of a GenBank genome assembly.